UCUGGAUCGAAAGGACUUCUAGCUCUCGCAAAAGCCAUGCCAAUCGCAUGAUUUUCUAGAGCAAGUAUUGAAGAUAUUGUUUGGACUGUUUUUAUUAUUAUUAUUAUUAUUUUAACUCAUGGUUGGUCUUAUAUAAACCAUUGCCAGUGGCCGUGCUGCUUCUAACACCACACCUCAGGAAGGUCCAGGAAAAACGAAAAAAAAAUCACAAACACAGGAUAACCACAGACGGGAAGUUACUGUGGUAUCUGGAUAAUACUGCCCAUUAUUUCUUUAUACGUGAAUUAGCCUUUUUUUAAAACUAAAGUUUUAAAAAUCCAUUUGUUUUUGGCUUAGAAAUGUCUGAACCCAAAUCCCAUGUUACCCCUCCCCCGCCUCUCUCAGCUUUGCCCGACCCUCUACCCAUAAUUUAUCGUUCGGAAACGAGGUUGGAAUAUUCAAUAUGGUGGACAUCGGUGGUUUGUUCGAAUCGUCCCGUCUUUUAGACUGGGAAUUAGACUCCAUUAAAACAGACCAGGAUGAAACUAUUGCACGGUCGCUAAUCAGCUAUCGCCACCUGAAGACGGAAAUACAAAGCCAGUGUUUUUCGCUCAGUGCCCAGCAAGAAAGGCUAGAUGAAGAAAGCAGUUCCGAGCCUUUGACCGUCUGGGUCAUGGGGUCGUGGGGAGCUCUGGAGUCUGUUGAUGGAAAGACUGAAGACGCUGAGGAAUACGCGCGUAGAAAGCGAGAUCUGACAAAGAAGAUUGUGAUGCUGAAGAUACAAGUGCUGUGUCUGAAACAAGUGCAUGUCAGUUCUUGUAUUCGACAACUUCAGGAUCUAGCCAUAUCAGGUAGUAAGAUGCCAACCCCAAUCACCCUACAGUUCCACAAGUUUCAAGAAUGGGUGCAAGCCAAUCAACAGAUUUAUGAACUGCAAUCUAAAAUACUUGACCUGGAAGCAGCAAAAAUCAGAUUACACAAGGACUUUUGUGUGCGAGAGGACAAAGAGUCAUCCCAGUCAUCUGUGACGACCAGACAGUCCUUCACUUCACAUCUGGAGCUAAAGCUUGCAUCAAAAGAACCAGAUGUUGCAUCGGGAGAACUAAAGCUUGAACAAGUUAUUGUCUCUGAAGGUUCUGUUGAGAUUGCCAGCAUUUUGGACAGAAUAUUAGACACAAGCUAUACAAACAGCAGUUUUGAGGCUUGCAAGCUGAAAACUUACAUUCGUGAAUGCUGGGAUGUGCAAACCAUCGAUGACGAGUUUCCCACAGGAGUUCACCCAGACAGAUAUCAGGAAUUUGUUGGCGGCAUGGCUCAGUAUAUUGUGGACAAGCAGCUGACUCAUCAGCGGGAGAGCUUGUCUUAUGAUAUGGUCUAUACCAAACUAGAGCAGUAUCUGGUGCCGCCCAUUUACAGCCUUGUCCAAGAUUACAUCAGUAAGCCAGAUGAAGACAGAAGAAUAUCACAGAUCUACACAAGCCUGGCGCACAUCACUCAGACACAGUUUGGUAUCAACCCAGAGUAUCAAGACGAUGGUAUAACACCAUAUUAUGCAGCAGUGACAUGUAUGAAGAGCAGCAUGCUGUCAAUCUUACCUUCACGCAAGAUCCAUGCUAUUGUGAGUGCUGCGCAGUGCGUGUUCAAAAAACUUAAUGAGUUGUCUAUGCUAGAACACUCCAGACCAGCUGGUGCAGGUAUUUACAUUGUAAUAAGUUAACUACAACUUAAUUGAAGUAGCUUAGGUGGAGGCACAGUGGCUCAUGGUUAUUGUGCUUGACUCCGGAUCAGGCAGUCCAUGUUCAAGCCCUGGCCAGGAACACUGAGUUAUGUUUUUGGGCAAGACACUUUACUCUCACAAUGCCU
This is a messenger RNA of Orbicella faveolata, 1842 nucleotides long. RefSeq lists its product as uncharacterized. Gene Ontology annotation, biological process: vesicle-mediated transport. Gene Ontology annotation, molecular function: guanyl-nucleotide exchange factor activity; small GTPase binding. NCBI's taxonomy places the organism in Eukaryota, Metazoa, Cnidaria, Anthozoa, Scleractinia, Merulinidae. Gene Ontology annotation, cellular component: cytosol; endocytic vesicle. The record is from RefSeq and is a predicted model, not a curated record.